Messenger RNA from Paramacrobiotus metropolitanus, 1743 nucleotides. Its product is annotated as myosin-2 heavy chain-like. The record is from RefSeq and is a predicted model, not a curated record. Lineage: Eukaryota; Metazoa; Tardigrada; Eutardigrada; Parachela; Macrobiotidae. Bases 1 to 1743 code for a protein of 580 amino acids. The transcript has 5 exons.
AUGGCAGAUUCGGGAAAGAAUAAUUUGAGGGCGAUCAUAAAGAUUGACCCGAAGAUACUUGCCUUAUAUCAGAAAGGACCGUAUGAUGCAUCACGCCAGAAACGAUUUAAAUUUAAUGUGGAUGUUAUUCCACUAGAACUGAUGUAUCGGGAACUGGGCAUUGAAGAGGAGAAAACCCUACAAGAUUCAGAACCGUCAACCAGAUCGGUACAGGAGAAGGUUAUCGAUACGGUGUCAAAACUGAAGGAGAGAUCGGCGCCAAAAGAGGUGCUAGCUCAGCCUCAGGAAGACAAACAACCAGCAUCGGAAGUAAGCCUCAUUGAUUUUGAUGAUGCCACGGAAGAAAAUGAUCAUUCGCCUAACUACGAGACACCGGCUAAAAGACAUGAUGAAACUUUGCACUUACCCAAGAUAAAAAUCGUGCGUACUGGUCAAGCGACAUUUCACGCGUCCCAGGCCGGACUGGAAAACUUUCUUUCUGAUAAGGAUUUCGAAUUCACGGAUGAGGAAUUUUUGGAACAAGCAGCCAAUGUGGAUGAUAAAUUGACCGUGGUCAAAACGAAGCAGGAGUUACAGGAAGUCCUGCGAGAUUCAAUUCCAUUCCUUAUACGGGGAAUACGCAGAAUCGAGGCACAGUCCAAAUUAAAACUGGACUCUAUCGGUGAAUCGCAAAAGCUGGAUCAGCUCCUACAGGAAGAAAGAAAGGAAAAAUUGAAAUUUCAGUCGGAAUUUAAUGAAAUGCGGAAGAAAUGUGAAGCAGCUUGUAAAGAGCGGGAUACCGUAUUGUAUAAGAAUCGUGCAUUAUCAGAUAGUUUACAAAAUUAUCGUGAAAAUUCAGAUACGGAUAAAAAGGAGUAUAACAAAUUACUGGAAGAGUUUCAACAGCUAAAGGAUGGUAACCGCGAAGUGGAAAAUGCAGCGGAAGAACUUCGGCGGGAAAACGAAAACCUGCGGGCAUCCAGAAGUUCGAAGCUGAACCAACAGGCGGAAGCCGAACUGCAAAAACAAAAUCAGAAAUUAACCGAACAGAAUCAAAGGUUGCGUACUGAAUUACAGCAACAGAGGGAUGCUUAUGCCGAGUUACAAAAGAAAAACGGACAGGACGUAAACCAAAUCAAGUCACUGCGGAGACAGCUGACAGAAGAACAAAAGCGCAUUAACCCAAAUGUGGAUUAUGUGGCAGAGCUGCAACAGGAGUUAGCCACAGUCAAAUCGCAGAAUGAAAUGUACUUGUCCUCUUCACGAGCGGCAACGUCAGCAGUGACUAAGAGUAGGGAAGAAACCCUGUUGGCCACAAUCGAACAAUAUAAAGUUGAAAUCGCGGCAGAAAAAGCAGAGAAGGAGAAGCUACAAAAGGAACGCAGAGAACUACGAAUUGAGGAAGAGGAACAAGUGGAAGUCCUGUUGGAAGGCCUGAAAAAGCAUAGACCGGGCUGGUAUGCAACCUUAUACCGCAAUAGGCCGGAAACUUACGAAGAGUUUGAAACACAGAGCCGAGAAGUGCCGGCAGCAUUAAUGAUGCAGAAAACCGUACCAAUCGUGGCGGAUUUCAGUCCCGCGGAAGCUAUUUCCAGCCGCGUGGAGGCCGUGGGAAUUACCUUGGUUAAAACGAUGAUUGACACCGGCUCCAGUAUUUCGGUCAUGUCGCAUCAAAUGGCGAAAGACCUGGAUCUGUAUUUCAUCAAUGUCCUGAUCACAUUCAAGGGAGAGUGGUCCAUACGGCCUAUCAAGGAAGACAGUUAA